Apiotrichum porosum is the source of this 783-nucleotide messenger RNA. RefSeq lists its product as uncharacterized. The record is from RefSeq and is a predicted model, not a curated record. The coding region runs from base 1 to 783 and encodes 260 amino acids. Lineage: Eukaryota; Fungi; Basidiomycota; Tremellomycetes; Trichosporonales; Trichosporonaceae. The transcript has a single exon.
AUGCCGAGCCCGGUUCACCGCUUCUUCAACGCCUGGUUGGGCGUUCCAACCCUCACCGCCUGGCUCGCCAUCGAGCACCUCCCUUGGUGGGGCGUCUCCAAGGCAGAGAUGGUUAACACCGUCAUUGCGAACGCGGACGUGAUGCCCCCUGUGGUUGCCGACAUAAUUGAGUUGAACCGCGCCGAUCCUGCGGCUGCCGCGCGCCGCGCCGCCGGCGCUCAAGCCCGCCGUAACGCCAUUCUCGGAGCGCGCCUGAACGACCUUGAGGCCGAGAACGCCGGUCUCCGUGCUGAGGCCGCCGCGCUCCGCGCCGAUAUUGCUCCCCAGGCCGGCGACGCCGAACGCGUCCGCCACCUGUUCAAUGACGUCGAGGUACUCCGCCGCGCUGCCGAGGCCGACCAGGGCCGUCUCGACGACGUCGAGGUCGAGGCUGGCGUUCAGCGCACCGAGAUGCGCGCCCUGGCUCGCCUCGGUAACGAACAGCAGCGCCGUGUCGCCAACUUGGAGGCCGAGGCCGCGAUGCAGCGCGCCGAGGUCGCUGACCACCGCCAGGCGGCCCGCGACAACGAAGACCGCAUGCGCGCGCUCGAGGCUGAGAUCGCCGACCUUCGCCAGGCCGCCGAUGCGAACAACCGCGCUCGCAACCUCGCGCGUGCCGCCCGCCCUCGCGCCCACCCCUACUUCGUCGAUCCAGUCGACCCCGCCAUCAGUGGUGUCAAGCGUGCCCGCAAGCGCACCGCCAACUUCGCCUUGGCCCGCAAGGCCUACGAGAACGAGUAUUAG